Messenger RNA from Cutaneotrichosporon oleaginosum, 1997 nucleotides. RefSeq lists its product as uncharacterized. The record is from RefSeq and is a predicted model, not a curated record. NCBI's taxonomy places the organism in Eukaryota, Fungi, Basidiomycota, Tremellomycetes, Trichosporonales, Trichosporonaceae. Gene Ontology annotation, molecular function: 1-acylglycerol-3-phosphate O-acyltransferase activity; 1-acylglycerophosphocholine O-acyltransferase activity. Gene Ontology annotation, biological process: lipid modification; glycerophospholipid biosynthetic process. Gene Ontology annotation, cellular component: membrane; endoplasmic reticulum.
GCGACCAGUGACGUCGCUCAAUGUGUGGUGUCGGCGCAAGGCGUCGCUCAUCCAUCUCUCCAUCUCCUCCGAUCAAUCCAUCAUCACGUCCAUCACCCACCAUGUUCUGGGAUCCACUCUUCGACCGCAUAGCCCUCUUGUCCGGUGCUGGCGCAGACCAGUGCAAGCUCAUCGCCGCCCUCAUCAUCUCCUUUCCCCUCGCCUCCAUCUACGUCCGCAUCCCCGCCAACCGGCCAAAUGUCGCCCACUGGUUCUCCAUCAUCACCUCGGUCAUCUUCCUCUGGCCUCUCUUGGGCCUUGGAAAGGGCUUGCUUGAGCUUCUUUUCAUGAGCAUCGUCACGUACAUCAUUGUCGCAAGUGUGCGCGGGCCCAAGAUGCCCUGGAUCGCGUUCUUCUUCGUCAUGACCUGCAUGACUAUUACUCAUGUCCGCCGCGCAUUGGGCCACGUCUCCGUCGAACGCAUCGAGAUCUCUGGCUCGCAGAUGGUCCUCGUGAUGAAGCUGUCGACCUUUGCGUGGAACGUGCACGACGGGCGCCGCAAGAUUGAGACGCUCGACGAGAGCCAGAAGGCGACGCGACUCGCCAAACUGCCCAACCCCCUCGCGUUCCUUGGCUACUGCUUUUUCUUCCCAUCCGUGCUUGUCGGUCCAUCGUUCGAGUACGCAUCGUACGAGAAGCUGCUCAACAAGACGAUCUUCGACGUUGCCCCACCCGCCGGCACGGCCGCGGCGUCUGACAAGCGCAAGCGCCGGACGCCCAAGGGCCGCCGCCGUGUCGCUUACCUCCACGGCUCGCUCGGCGUUGCCUUUUUGGCCUACUAUGCGGCGUUGGGUGCACGGGGAAGCUACGAGCGCAUUAACGGCCCCGACUGGCCGACGUGGAGCCUCCUCACGCGCUUUGGUUUCGUGCAGUUCUGCGCAUUCUGCGUCCGCACAAAGUACUAUGCCGUGUGGAGUUUGUCCGAGGGCGCCUGCAUUCUGACGGGCAUCGGAUUCAACGGCUACGGCCCGCACACAGGGCGCACGCGCUGGAACAGAGUGCGCAACAUUGAUAUUGCGGGCAUCGAGGGUGCCGAGAGCUUUAAGCAGCUCUUUGACAGCUGGAACUGCCGCACAAACGUCUGGCUCCGCGACUGUGUGUACAAGCGCCUCGUCAAGCCUGGGCAGAAGCCGGGUGCGGCGCAGAGCAUGGCGACCUUCGUCACCUCGGCGUUCUGGCACGGCAUCGCGCCGGGGUACUACCUCGCCUUCGUGACCGCCGGCAUGGUGCAGUACAUCGGCAAGCAGUUCCGGCACCUCGUGCGCCCUUACUUCCUCGCGGCCGAAGACCCGGCCGCAGCCCUCAAGCUGCCGAAGUGGAGCUCGCAGCCGCUCGCGAAGAAAGCGUACGACAUCUUCGGCUGGUUUCUCGUCCAAGUCAACCUCAACUACCUCGUCGCGCCUUUCCUCCUCCUCGAGCUCAAACCGAGCAUCAUGGCAUGGCACAGAAUGUACUGGUACACACACGUGCAGAUUGCGCUCUUCCUCGUCGUCAUGCGGCUCGGCGUGCGCCGCUGGCUGCGCUCCGGCUUGCGGCCGCGCGAGAAGAAGGUCCCCGCCGCCGUGCCGGAGACGCGUAUUCCAGAACUCAAGCUCUCGCCGCCCACGCCGGACGAGUACCGCCGCCGGCCGGAGGGCGACGAGGACGGGCCCGACCACGACGUCGAGUGGGUCAAGUACGACCUCAACACGCACGCGCUCGAGGACGGGGAUGCGCUGGACAUGGACGGCGGUCUGAUGGACGAGGUGCUGUCUCAGAUGGAGACGCGGCCCGGCACGCCCCAUCUCCACAACAACUACAAGGACGAGUAGAUGAUAGAUGUAGUCUUGGGCGCGAGGGAGCGAGCGAAGCGGGUGAAGGAGCAGUUGGAGAUUAGCGACGUGGACAUGCAGAUGGGCGCGAGGUUGGGUGUGCAUCUUGCAGGCGAAGUGGUAUUUCGUCUUUCGUCUUUAGUCACA